Pelecanus crispus (Dalmatian pelican) is the source of this 1239-nucleotide messenger RNA. It is a transcript of the gene SEPTIN8, whose product is annotated as septin 8. The record is from RefSeq and is a predicted model, not a curated record. Lineage: Eukaryota; Metazoa; Chordata; Aves; Pelecaniformes; Pelecanidae. Gene Ontology annotation, molecular function: GTP binding.
AGAGAAGAGGAACCUUUCCCUGGGGGGCCAUGUCGGCUUCGACAGUCUCCCCGAUCAGCUGGUCAGCAAGUCUGUCACGCAAGGCUUCAGCUUCAACAUCCUCUGUGUGGGUGAGACCGGCAUUGGGAAGUCCACGCUAAUGAAUACCCUCUUCAAUACCACGUUCGAGACGGAGGAGGCCAGUCACUAUGAGAGCGCGGUUCGCUUGCGGCCACGGACCUACGACCUGCAGGAGAGCAACGUCCACCUGAAGCUAACGAUUGUGGAUGCGGUUGGAUUUGGGGAUCAGAUAAAUAAAGAUGAAAGGCCGAUAGUAGAGUACAUUGAUACGCAGUUUGAAAACUAUUUGCAAGAAGAGCUGAAAAUCCGCCGAUCCCUCUUCAACUAUCAUGACACAAGGAUUCACGUCUGCCUGUACUUCAUCACUCCAACUGGGCACUCGCUCAAGUCCUUGGACCUGGUGACAAUGAAGAAGCUGGAUAGCAAGGUGAACAUCAUCCCGAUUAUUGCCAAAGCAGACACCAUCUCCAAGAGCGAGUUGCACAAGUUCAAGAUAAAGAUAAUGAGCGAGCUGGUCAGCAACGGUGUGCAGAUCUAUCAGUUCCCCACAGAUGACGAAGCGGUCGCCGAGAUCAACUCCGUGAUGAAUGCUCAUCUGCCCUUCGCUGUGGUUGGCAGCACGGAGGAGGUGAAAGUUGGGAACAAGCUGGUGAGAGCUCGGCAGUACCCGUGGGGAGUGGUGCAAGUUGAGAAUGAAAGUCACUGUGACUUUGUGAAACUGCGGGAAAUGCUGAUUCGAGUCAACAUGGAGGAUCUUCGGGAGCAGACUCACACCCGCCACUAUGAGCUGUACAGGAGGUGCAAACUGGAGGAGAUGGGCUUCAAGGACACGGAUCCAGACAGCCAGCCCUUCAGCCUCCAAGAAACAUACGAGACCAAAAGGAAAGAGUUCUUGGGUGAGCUCCAGAAGAAAGAGGAAGAAAUGAGACAAAUGUUUGUUAACAAAGUCAAGGAGACGGAGGCAGAGCUGAAGGAGAAGGAGAGAGAGCUGCAUGAGAAAUUUGAGCACUUAAAAAGGAUACACCAGGAAGAGAAGAGGAAGGUGGAGGAAAAGAGGAGGGAGCUGGAGGAAGAGAUGAACGCCUUCAACAGGCGGAAAGUAGCGGUGGAAACCUUGCAGUCCCAAUCCUUGCAGGCUACCUCACAGCAGCCGCUGAAGAAGGACAAAGACAAGAAAAA